Molecule: messenger RNA, 2458 nt
Organism: Arachis duranensis
Lineage: Eukaryota; Viridiplantae; Streptophyta; Magnoliopsida; Fabales; Fabaceae
Product: G-type lectin S-receptor-like serine/threonine-protein kinase LECRK1
Exons: 1
Coding region: 359-2458 (699 amino acids)
Biological process (GO): protein phosphorylation
Molecular function (GO): protein serine/threonine kinase activity; ATP binding
Source: RefSeq, a predicted model, not a curated record
GAAUUCCCUGCUUCAAACUCUACUUGUCUUCUUCGUAAUCACUCCUAUAAUCACUGCUAUUCCAGAUUGUAAUGCAAGUAAUGCCCUCUCUCCUCUAUCCACACAAUCUUCAUCUCAAUGGACUUCACCAUCCAAAGAUUUUGCCUUCGGUUUCCAAUUUGUUCAAUUCAAGGAUCCACGCUAUGUCCCUCUGCUCUCCAUCUACUUCACCAAAUCACCCAACAAGACCAUUGUUUGGUACGCGAAACCCAAACAGGAAAUCCCGGUUGGGUCCUCUAUCCAUAUCACAAACAAUGGUCUCAUCAUAUAUAACCCCAAAGGAAGUGAAAUUUGGUCCCGUCCAGAAAAAAAGGACAAAAUGGUAGCUUGUGCUUCUAUGCAAGAUAACGGAAACUUUGUUCUUAAAGACAAAGACGGUAAUAUAGUUUGGGAGAGUUUCGAAGAACCAAGCGACACGCUUCUCCCCGGUCAGAAUUUUUCCAAGUCUCAACCAUUCAAUUUGCAAGCUCGUCAAUCGGAAACAAAUUUCUCAGCUAGCAAUAACUUCAAUCUCAGCUGGCAACCCGAUGGCAAUUUGGUACUUUACUAUUCUCAAAAUCACCAAGAAGAUGAACAGACGCAGAAUUAUGCAUACUGGGCAACCGGAACUGACGGUCGCGGAUCGCGUUUAUUCUUCGAUGAGUUCGGACGGAUUUACGUUACGGAUGAUAAUAACACGGAGCUGGUCCAAGUAACAAACGGGAACCCAAGUUCAACUCAAUAUUUUUACAUGGCGAGAAUUGAAUCUGAUGGAGUCUUCAGGCUGUACGAUUAUUACCAGAAGACGAACGAGGAGGAUAACUGUUCUUCUGGAUGGAAAGAGUUGGAACGAGAACCUGAUGAUAUAUGUGUUCUUAACAUAGCUCAGAAUGAAAAUUUUAUCUGUGGGCUUAACAGUUAUUGUGUUUCCACAAAUGGAAAGCCUCAAUGCAUGUGUCCGGAUAAUUAUUCCUAUUUUGUGCAGCCUAAUGAUCCAAACAACUUAACAAGUUGUAGGCCGGAUUUUCCGCCUCCCAGCUGUCUGGUCAACGGCUGGGAGACGGAUCCGGCCAAGGUGGAUUUCCAAGAACGGCCGAAUUUGAACUGGCCUUUCUCCGAUUACGAGUUGGUGAGCGGUGAUUUCGAUAAGUACACGUGUCGAGAAAGGUGCGGUGGCGAUUGCUUCUGUGCUGCGGCUGUAUACAACGUUGAUAAGGACAACGUGGCACAUUGUUGGAAGAAGAAGUACCCUUUGAGUAAUGGAAGGUCUAGUACGAAAGCCGAAAAUGGAACAAUAGUGUUCCUCAAGUUUCGCAAGGCAGGGUCUGGUAACCAACAUCGAUCUUAUUUAACACUUAUAUUGUCAUUUCUUCUUGGGAGCUCGGUUUUCCUCAACAUUCUGUUGGUGUUGGGAAUUCUUGGAAUUUACAUGUUCUUGCGCAAGAGAAAGAUGUUAGGGCAGCAACUGGUUGCGAGCAUGGCGCCGGAGACGGUUAGAAGCUACACAUACAAAGAGCUUGAGAAGGCGACACGUGGAUUCAAACAGAGAUUGGGUCAAGGUGCUUUUGGAACUGUGUAUAAAGGGGUAUUAGAAUUAGGGUCUAAUACGAAAAGAUAUGUAGCUAUUAAAAAGUUAGAUAAGGUGGUUGAAGAAGGUGAAAAUGAAUUCAAAACAGAGGUGAGUGUGAUAGGCCAAACCCACCACCGGAAUUUGGUUCGCUUGCUUGGUUACUGCGACGAAGGGGAGCAUCGUCUUCUUGUGUAUGAGUACAUGAGCAAUGGUUCAUUGGCGAGCUUUCUUUUUGGGAUUUCUAGGCCUCAUUGGAAUCAAAGAGUGCAAAUUGGAUUGGGAAUAGCUAAAGGACUCACAUACUUGCAUGAAGAGUGUAACACCCAAUUCAUUCAUUGCGAUAUAAAGCCUCAAAACAUUCUUCUGGACGACUUAUUCGCACCCAGGAUAUCCGAUUUUGGGCUGGCAAAGCUGUUGCUGGCAGAGCAAACUCGCGCCACUAAGACGCACGCGAGAGGGACUAUUGGAUACUUUGCACCUGAAUGGUUUACAAAAGCUUCAAUCACAAGCAAAGUGGAUGUUUAUAGCUUUGGAGUGGUGCUGCUAGAGCUCAUAUGCUGCAAAUCCAGUAUUGUGUUUUCAAUGUCAAAUGAUGAAGAACAAGCGCUUAUAGAUUGGGCAUAUGAUUGUUACAAACAUGGAAAAUUGGUUCAGCUUGUUGAGAAUGAUGAGGAGGCAAAGAAUGAUAUUAGGAGGGUAGAAAAACAUGUUAUGGUAGCAAUUUGGUGCGUUCAAGAUGAUCCUUCACUAAGGCCUUCUAUGAAGAAGGUUGCUCAAAUGCUUGAGGAUGUUAUUGCUGUACCUUUGCCACCUCGACCUUCCAUGUUUUGUUCAUCAUCUGCAACUUCGUUAAGUAGUGUUUCUUUUUGA